AUGGUCCACUACCAGCAGCACAUCAAAAACAUGGAGGGUCUCAACAACGGAGCGACUAUGGCUGGUAUGCCGUCGGCCGAAGUGGAGAAGGUCAAGGUGACCGUGCUGGCUGCAGGCGCGUUCGGCAUCGCCAUGGCAACUUUGGUGGCUCGGCGUAAGCACGACGUGUUCCUCUAUGCGCGCGAUGCGAACGUAGUGCAGACCAUCAACGAGACGCACCGCAGCCCUCGCGUGUUCCCGCAAUUCAACCUUCUGCCCAAUAUUCGCGCCACCACGUCUGUGGCUGAAGCCACCAGCGACGCCAAGAUUGUUAUCGUGUGUCUUCCGGCUCAGCUCACUCCCGACUUCCUGGCCCAGUACCGUGACGACGUCCCAACGGACGCCGUGCUGGUCAUCACAUGCAAGGGACUCUACCUAAAGACGAAGCAGCUGCUGGCCGAGCCCAUUCUUGAGGCACUACAGCGUGACCAGCCUCUGGUCUUCCUAUCGGGUCCAUCCUUCGCGCUCGAGCUUAUGAACAACGCGCCGUCGGCUGUUGUCGUGGCCGCUAAACUUCUCUAUCACGCUGUUUACGUGCAACGCCUUCUGUCCACCGUCGACUUCCGCAUUUACAGCUCACAAGACAUUGUGGGCGUGCAGCUCGGUGGCGCACUAAAAAACCCACUAGCCAUCGGCGCCGGUAUGGUCGAAGGUGCCGGCUACAAAAUUAACACGCUGGCUGCCUACGUCACACGCAGUUCCCUGGAGCUGCAGAAACUCUGUCUGGCCAUGGGCGGCCAACCGAUGACCAUUUCGGGUCUCUCGGGCAUCGGAGAUCUCAUGCUUACAGCCUUCGGUGGUCUCUCGCGUAACAGGACGUUCGGUCUUCGCCUCAUUCAGGGCGAGAAGUCGGAGGAUCUGCUACGUGAAACUACAGUCGAGGGUGUCCCUACGGCUGAAGUUGCAGUCUACUUCGCCGAGCAAUGUGGCCUCGACCUGCCUAUCUUCCGAACAGUCAACGCCAUGAUCAAGGGCCACGUUAAACGAGAACAGCUCCAAGAACUGCUCAUGAAUAGACCUCUCAAGUCCGAGACCUGAUCGAACAGAGGUGCUAAGGGAAGCGGAUUUAUUUGAUGUUCCUGUUACGGUCGACUAGGGAUUAUUUCGAAGUCUCCUAGUGACGUCACAUAUCUGUAACCUUUUUCAAAUCCUAUCAAUUCAAAUAUUCCAAGUUGGA
This is a messenger RNA of Phytophthora infestans T30-4, 1216 nucleotides long. Its product is annotated as NAD-dependent glycerol-3-phosphate dehydrogenase. Gene Ontology annotation, biological process: glycerol-3-phosphate catabolic process; carbohydrate metabolic process. Gene Ontology annotation, cellular component: glycerol-3-phosphate dehydrogenase (FAD) complex; cytosol. The record is from RefSeq and is a predicted model, not a curated record. Bases 1 to 1077 code for a protein of 358 amino acids. Gene Ontology annotation, molecular function: NAD binding; glycerol-3-phosphate dehydrogenase [NAD(P)+] activity. Lineage: Eukaryota; Oomycota; Peronosporomycetes; Peronosporales; Peronosporaceae. The transcript has a single exon.